CCUCGCUCCCGCAGAGAAGCUAGAUUUCCCAAAGCCCCCCACCCGCCCCGCCCCCACCACCUCGUCCUCCCCGCCGCGCACCAGACCCUAGCCACCCCCGCCGAUCCCAAUGGCCGCCACGCAGCACCGGCCCCUCCACGCCCUCCUCGGCGGCGGCGCAGGUACGCACGCUCCCCCUUCCUCUGCUCUCUCUCUCCCGAUUCGGCCGAUCUGCGGGGCUGACCGACCCUGCCCUGCCGCUCCCCGCCGAGCCGCCGACCUGCUCCUCUGGAGGCGGAGGAACGCCUCCGCGACCGCCGUCACGGGCGCCACGCUCGUCUGGUUCGUCUUCGAGCGCGCCGGGUACAGCCUCGCGUCGGUCCUCUCCAACGCCCUCCUCCUCCUCGUCAUCAUCCUCUUCUUUUGGGCCAAGUCUGCCUCGCUGCUCAACAGAUUUAUCUUCCCUGAGGAUUCAUCUUCCUUCCCCGUCAACAACUUAGACGUCGGAGAAGAGCUCUCCCUUCUUGCCGCUCCGUCCUCCUUGCCGACCAGAUCCGCGCUUCUCCGCUCGACGCCGGCACGUGCUGCUGUGGCAUGGCUGGCUGAUGCUGCUGCGGCAUGACAGUACCAGAGGUUGCCACACGGAUGCUCUUUGGACUACGAUAUGGACAUGAAGGCAUUUGUUUUAGUGUCAAAUAUUACUUACUAAUGCCCGCACAGUAUCGUUGUGUAUUAUAUUUGCUAUGGAGCUAUGUAUGUAUGGAUGCUAUGGAACUAUAUGUAUAUAUGGAUGCUAUGGAAUUUUGGAUGUAUGGAUGCUAUAGAAUUUUGAUAUAUGGAUCAUGAAAUUUGUUAUGC
Molecule: messenger RNA, 837 nt
Organism: Hordeum vulgare subsp. vulgare (domesticated barley)
Lineage: Eukaryota; Viridiplantae; Streptophyta; Magnoliopsida; Poales; Poaceae
Product: reticulon-like protein B12
Exons: 3
Coding region: 110-601 (163 amino acids)
Source: RefSeq, a predicted model, not a curated record